CUUGCAACAGUGCCUGUCAUGCCCAAGUUCACGGCAACCCACAUCAGCGACGAAGUCGACAUUCGACUCACGGAUGCGAACAAAGCGUUCACUCCCACUACCCUCGUGCACCAACUCACAGCCACGGCGACCAAAUUCUCCGCUCAAGAAGCUCUCCAUUACAAGAAGAAUGACGUGUGGGAAGCGUACACGUGGGCGCAGUACCACAACUUCAACCUUCGAUUCGCGAAAGCGUUGCGCCACAUCGGUUUUGAGCAAUUCGACACGGUGUCCAUUUCGGGCUUCAACGCCCCCCAAUGGUUCUUUGCGUUCAUGGGAGGGUUGUAUCUCGGUGGUGCGGCCACGGGUAUCUACACCACCAACAACGCAGCCACGUGUCAAUAUGUGUUGUCCAACUCGAACGCCAAGGUGGUUGUGUGCGACGAUGACGCGCAGCUCAAGAAGUUCAUCUCCAUUGCCGACCAAUUGCCCAACCUCAAGGCCAUCGUCGCUUGGAAGGCCGACCUCGUGGCCGCCGGUGCCGCCGCGUCCGCCGUCCCCGUGUACUCGUUCGAGUCGUUCUUGGAACUAGGCCAAGAUGCGUCGGAUGCAUCCAUCACGGACGACUUUGACAAGAUCCACCCCGGUCAUUGCGCGUCCCUCAUUUACACGUCCGGCACGACGGGCAACCCCAAGGGUGUGAUGCUGUCCCAUGAUAACGUCACGUUCACGACCGCGACCGUCAACUCUGGGUUUCCUGGCGGCGCCGGCUUCUUCACGAGCACCGAGCGCCUCGUGAGCUUCCUCCCCCUGUCGCACAUUGCCGGCCAAUUGCUCGACAUUGGCCAGCAAGCGUACUAUGGGUUCCACAUCUACUUUGCCGAGCCGGACGCGCUCAAGGGAUCGUUGGGCAAGACUCUAAAGGAAGUGCGUCCGACGUACCUACUGUCUGUGCCUCGAGUGUGGGAAAAGAUCUUUGAAAAGAUGUCUGACGUCGGCCGCUCGACCACGGGACUCAAAAAGUCGAUAGCCACGUGGGCCAAAUCGAUUGGUUCGGAGAAGUCGCGACUGAGCGAGUACGGCAACAGCGGCGGGGUCCCCUGUGGCUUUUCUAUCGCGAACGCGCUCGUGUUGUCCAAGGUCAAGGACGCGCUGGGACUGGACGAAUGCAAGGCGUUCUACUCGGGCGCGGCGCCGCUGACCCCCGAAGUGGUGGCGUACUUUGCAUCGCUGGACAUGCCGCUGUUCGAAGCCAUGGGACUGAGUGAGACGACGGGCAUCUCGUUUUACAAUUAUGCACAUCGCUGGAAACCAAACUCGAUCGGACCGGCCAUCGCCGCCACUGAAGCGCGGGUGAACGCCGACACGAACGAGUUGCAGAUCCGAGGUCGCCAUGUGAUGAUGGGGUACUUGAACAACCCGGAGCAAACUGCCGCCGCCAUCGACGCCGACGGGUGGCUAUCGUCGGGCGACUGCGCGCGGAUCGACGCCGACGGGUUUGGGUUCAUCACUGGCCGCAUCAAGGAGCUCAUCAUCACGGCGGGCGGUGAGAACGUGCCCCCGGUGCUGCUGGAAAGCGCGAUCAAGGAGGAACUGCCGAUCGUGGGCCACGCCAUGGCCAUCGGGGACAAGCGCAAGUUUCUCACGGCGCUCGUGUCGCUGCGGGUGGUCAUGGACGACCAGGGGGCGCCCACGACGCAGCUGGACGCGUCCGUGGUGCGCAUCCUCACGGAGCUCGGGUCGUCCGCCACCACCACCGCCGACGCGUACGCCGACCCGCUGGUGCUCCAGCAUAUCGACGACGGAAUCAAGCGCGCCAACCUCAAGGCCGCGUCCCGCGCGCAGUGGAUCCAAAAGUACAAGUUUGUACCCGACUUUAGCGUACCUAACGGCGAACUCACCCCCACGCUCAAGAUCAAGCGCGCGGUUGUGGCCAAGCAAUACGCGCAACUCAUCGAUUCGCUUUACGAAUAACGUUAAGAUGACAGAGAAUGAAUGACGCCGUUGAUAUAUACCAGUAUCUAUCUGCUCAAGGGAUUGUGUUAUACGGUAUCUAUCUGCUCAAGGGAUAAACAACCAAUGUCAUUGUGGAUUCGAU
This is a messenger RNA of Aphanomyces astaci, 2077 nucleotides long. RefSeq lists its product as hypothetical. Bases 19 to 1953 code for a protein of 644 amino acids. Gene Ontology annotation, molecular function: long-chain fatty acid-CoA ligase activity. Gene Ontology annotation, cellular component: membrane; endoplasmic reticulum. The transcript is spliced from 8 exons. The record is from RefSeq and is a predicted model, not a curated record. Lineage: Eukaryota; Oomycota; Saprolegniomycetes; Saprolegniales; Verrucalvaceae.